AUGGAUCUCUUCUGCUGGGCGUCACUUCUAUCAGCGUACACAAGCAUUUGUCGCGUGGAGGAAGCCAAGCUCGUGUUUGAUUCCAUGCCAGAGUAUGAUCUAGUCUGCUGGAACUCCAUGCUUGCUGCAUAUGCUCAGAAUGGGCAUCUAGAGAACUCUCGGCAAAUCUUCCUCGCCGCGGAAGAACACAACGUCGUCUCGUGGACGCUGCUGCUUGUAGCUCACUGCCACUCCAGGAGCCUCCAUCGAUCUAAGCAGGUCUUUGAUUCCAUGCCCGAGUGGAGCCUCGUGACCAUGAACACCAUGCUUGCCUGCUUCGCCCAGAAUGGAUCACGCGAGCAAACGCUCGCUAUGCUCCAGCGAUUGCCAGAGCUCGACCUCGUCUCCUCCAACUGCGUCCUCGCCCUGGCGAUCGACCUCGGGCAGGCAAGAGUGAUCUUCGAUGGGAUGCAGCAGCGAUCGCUUGUCUCCUGGAACUCGAUGCUGUCCGCGCUCGCGAGCGCCGGCCAGAUCGAGGAAGCGGAGCAAGCAUUCCAACACGCGAUGCCGGAGCGCGAUCUCUUCUCCUGGAACUCCAUGAUCGCUGCGUAUGCCCAGCGAGGCCAUCUCGCCGAGGCGGAGAGAUUGUUCUUGGCAGCUCCCGAGCGCGACCAGGUCUCCUGGAACUCGAUGCUCGCCGCUUUUAGCAACAAUGGCAUGCUGGAGGAAUCGCGCUCGCUCUUCGAUUACAUGCCCGUGAGAAGCAUCGUAAGCUGGAACUCGAUCCUAGCAGCGUAUGCCCACUCCGGGCAUCUGGAUCAAACCCGGCGACUCUUCGCUCGCCAGCCCGAGCGAAAUCUUGUUUCCUGGGGCACGAUCCUCGAUGCCCACUGCGCUCACAAGGGCGAAUCCCACCGAGCUUUCGAUCUCCUCAAGGAGAUGAAGCUCGCGGAGAGCCCCAACGAGGUGUGCUUCGUCGCGAUCCUGGUGGCUUGCAGCCAGAGCGGCGCUGUGGAGGACGCGCGAUCGCAUUUCCUGUCCAUGCGCAUUGACUACGGCCUGGAUCCCACCCGGAAGCACUUCUCCUGCCUCAUCGACGCGCUGGGGCGAUCGGGAUUCCUGACGGCGGCGGAGGAGCUUGUCACAACCAUGCCAUUCGCGCCGUGCAAUCUCGAGUGGAAGUGCUUCCUCAGCGCGUGCAACAGCCAUAGGAGUGUGGAUCCCGGCGCUGGAAUCGCGAGUGCAAUGCUGGCGCGCUCCGCCGGUGAAGAUCCAGCAGCCAGCUACAUUCUUGUGGCCAACACGAUUGCUCAAGAACCCUGA
Molecule: messenger RNA, 1302 nt
Organism: Selaginella moellendorffii
Lineage: Eukaryota; Viridiplantae; Streptophyta; Lycopodiopsida; Selaginellales; Selaginellaceae
Product: pentatricopeptide repeat-containing protein At4g02750
Exons: 1
Coding region: 1-1302 (433 amino acids)
Biological process (GO): RNA modification
Molecular function (GO): RNA binding; protein binding
Source: RefSeq, a predicted model, not a curated record